Porites lobata is the source of this 681-nucleotide messenger RNA. Lineage: Eukaryota; Metazoa; Cnidaria; Anthozoa; Scleractinia; Poritidae. The record is from the annotation of a GenBank genome assembly.
AUGGACAGAAGUAGAUCGCUGGCCAUUUGUACCAACCUUGUGGCCAAAGUACGAAAAAGUGUCUCCAUCCAAGCCAUUAAUGACCUCCUAGAUCAGCGAAACAUUUUUACGGACCUGCUAAAUAAGCUAGAGGCCGCCACUAAUGUUCGAAGAAACACUCUCUUUGUCUGUGGCCUCUGCUUCAUACUGUUCUACCUCGCGGUUGGCUAUGCUGCAAACCUUCUGUGUUACUUCCUUGGCUUCGUGUUUCCGACGUAUGCGUCGGUGAAAGCUAUCGAAUCUGGAAAUGUCAACGAUGACACGAAAUGGCUAACCUAUUGGGUCGUUUUUAGCACAGUCAAUUUCAUGGAAAUUUUUCUGGAGUGGAUUCCGCUGUAUUAUUUACUGAAGUUUUUCUUGCUUGUUUGGUGCAUGUUCCCCGGUCCCUGGAGUGGCACCACCGUCAUAUACAACGUUGUUAUUUGUCCCUUCGUUAUGAGGCACAGAGACAAGUUCGACACCGCUAUCUCGGAGGUCGCCAAGCACGUCCGAAAAGCUGCCGAGAAAGCGGCGGAAGAUUACGAACCCAUCGCCAGCGUGGAUCUGUUCGCCGAGGUGACCAAGAUCGGAGGAGGUGUGUUAGCUAUUACAGAGAUGGAGAACAACAAUGACGAUGUUGACUCGAGCAAAAAGGACGACUGA